Protopterus annectens (West African lungfish) is the source of this 3458-nucleotide messenger RNA. RefSeq names its product peptidylprolyl isomerase G (gene PPIG). Gene Ontology annotation, cellular component: nucleus. Lineage: Eukaryota; Metazoa; Chordata; Ceratodontiformes; Protopteridae. The record is from RefSeq and is a predicted model, not a curated record. The transcript is spliced from 14 exons. Bases 506 to 3286 code for a protein of 926 amino acids. Gene Ontology annotation, molecular function: peptidyl-prolyl cis-trans isomerase activity. Gene Ontology annotation, biological process: protein folding; protein peptidyl-prolyl isomerization.
UGACGUCAGUGGCUCCUCCCACAAUCAAGUCGGCAGCGGGAUACCAUUGCAAAGGAACGUACGGGAAGGAGUUACGAAUGUUAAACUUCAGUUGACUUGCGAGUUGAUCUUUUGGCUUUAAUCUGUAGCAUGUGUUAAUGUCAUAGAAGUGGCUUGUUGGAGUGAUCGUGUGGAAUAUUGCUUCAGCUGAUAAAGACAGCGAGUGGUAGCAGAGUGGCACGUUGGAGGAGAGAGUACGGUUGAGCAGUGGUGAGGUAUACACUGCAUCCUGGCUGUGGUGAACGCUACUGUGCAGGAUCAGCGGCAGCGGUGGGCUGCUGUGCAGCAAUACUGUGUUUGUUCUGAUCAUGUCCUGAAGAAGGCUAUAAGUUGGGUGCAAAUGCAAAUCAAAACACAGCCUGGAUUGCACAUCCAGGCAGCAAACUGCAGCAAAGUCUGAAACGUAGGAAAAGUCUGGAAUGCACAAUACUAAACUGCCUUGUAUGGGUUGACAGUUUUGGAAACAAUGGGGGUUAAAGGACUACGUCCUCGAUGUUUUUUUGAUAUUGCCAUCAACAGUGUGCCUGCUGGAAGGGUCGUCUUUGAAUUGUUCACUGAUGUAUGCCCAAAGACAUGUGAAAAUUUUCGGAGUCUCUGCACAGGGGAAAAGGGCUUGGGAAAAAAUACCCAAAAGCAUCUCCACUAUAAAGGUUGCUUGUUUCACAGAAUUGUCAAGGACUUUAUGAUACAAGGAGGAGAUUUUAGUGAAGGAAAUGGCAGAGGCGGUGAAUCUAUAUAUGGUGGCUUCUUUGAAGAUGAAAGCUUUGAAGUGAAACAUAAUAAAGAAUUCCUCUUGUCUAUGGCCAACAGAGGCAAGGACACUAAUGGUUCACAGUUCUUUAUAACAACUAAACCUGCACCCCAUUUAGAUGGACUGCAUGUGGUUUUUGGCCAAGUUCUGUCAGGUCAGGAAAUUGUGAGGGAAAUUGAAAACCAGAAAACAGAUGCCAACAGCAAACCAUAUGCCGAUGUACGAAUAGUUAAUUGUGGAGAGCUGAUUCCUAAAUGUAAGGUUAAGGAGGUGAAAAAGAGAAAAAAAGUUUCAUCAAGUGACUCUGAAAGCUCAAGUGAAUCUGAAUCUUCAUCAAGCAGCGAGUCUCCUGAAGAAUCAAAGAAAAAGAAGAAGAAACACAAAAAAGAGUCUAAGAGAAGGAAAAAGGAGAAGAGAAAGAAGAACAAAGAAAGAAAGACUAGUACAUCAAAUGACAAUGCCAAUGAAAGCAAUGAAGUACUGCCAUGUUCCACUGUACGCCCCGAAGAGAUACCACCAAUACCAGAGAACAGAUUCCUCAUGAGAAAAAGUCCUUCUGAAAAAGAAGAAAUAAGGGAUGACAAAAGAAAAGAAAAAGAGAGAGAGAAGGAAAGCUACAUUGCAAACUCCCAGCCACCUAUUUAUCAAAGAAGACUCCUGGUAACCAGAUCAGGUCGCAAAAUUAAAGGAAGAGGACCUAGGAGAUAUAGGACACCUUCAAGGUCUAGAUCAAGAUCAAGAGAUCGUUUUAGACGUAGUGAAACUCCUCCACAUUGGAGGCUAGAAAUGCAAAGAGCACAAAGAAUGAGAAUUCCUAGUGGAGAAAAAUGGAUAAAAGGAGAUAAGAGUGAAUUACUCGAGGACAGAAAAGAUGAGCAAAGUCCUAGCAGAGGAAGGGAGAGGAGAAUGUUUGGUCAGAGACGAGAAGCUUCUGAUAGUCCAAACAGAAGAGGGGAGAAAGAAAAAAAAGCCACAGAUGUUGCAUCUAGAAGUAAAGAAACUGAACUGAAAAUUUCAGAAAGUAAAAGUAAGCAUGACAGAAAUAAGGCUAAGAAGAGGGCAAAAUCUAGAAGCCACAGCAGAAGCAAAGAAAAGCGAGUAAGAUCAAAAAGUAGGGAAAGAGAGCAAAAACACAAACAUGAAGAUAAAAGAGCAAGAUCAAAAAGCAAAGACAAAGAAUACUGCAGAGGCAAAGAGAAACACCUGGACACCAAGAAAAAAACUGAAGACAGUACUCACAGAAGUAAGGAAAAAACAAAAUCCUCAGGAUUUAAAAAUGAAGAGCAGGAAACCAGGAAAGGUAAAGAUAAAGAAAGACAUGCCAGAUCAAGGAGCAGAGAGAAGCACAGAAGAUCAGGCAGUAAAACUAGAGAAAGAAGCAAAAGCAAAGAUGGGGCCAAGCAAACAAGUAAUAAAACUAUAGAAAGAAGUAAAAGUAAAGAUGGGGCCAAGCAAACUAGUUCCAGAACCAGAGAAAAAAGCAGAAGUGAAGACCGGACAAAGCGGCUUAGUGGUAGCAAAACCAGGGAAAGAAGCAGAAGCAGAAGUAGAGACAGGGCAAAGCAACUUCUCAGAGACAGAGGAAGGAGCAGAAGUCGGGAACGGGCAAGGCUACCCAGCAGCAGAACCAAGGAAAGAAGCAAAAGCAAAGACAAAUUAAAUAUUUCAAGUAGCAAAACAAGAGAAAAGAGCAAAGAGAGGUCAAAGAGAGCUAGUAGCAAGACAAGAGAAAGAAGUAAAAGCAGAGAUCAAGUAAAGCAAUCAAAUAGCAAAAUAAGAGAAAGAAGUAAAGAUCAAAUUGACUGUGUUGGCAAAGCCAGAGAAAGGAGUAAAGAUAGGUCAAAAAGAUCCAAUAGCAAAACUAGGGAAAGAAGUAAAAGCAAAGAGCUAACAAAACAUCCUAUUAAAAUCAGAGGCAGAAGCAAAGAUAGGGCAAAUCAACCCAGUAACAAAACUAUAGGAGGAAGUCAAAAAGUCUUGGCAAAGCAAUCCAGGUCAUCAAGCGAAGAAAGCGACAGCAGAAGUAGAAGUAAAGAAUGUCAGAGAAAUAAAAAUAUUGAACCAGAGAGUAGCACCUCAAGAGACAGAGGAAAAAAAUCUCCAGAGGUGAAUACUAAAAAUAAAGAAUGCAUGCACCCAGAAGAAGAAAACAGCCAAAACAUUGACAAAGAACAUAAUUUAAUUGAUGGCACAGUUCAGACAAAAGAUCAUAAUGGUGAAGUCCACGAUCUAAGUAGAUCAGUAAGUAGUGAUUCUAACAGCUCUGAAAGUGAAAAUGAAGCAAGUACCCAAAAUGAAUUGCAGAGGCCAAGCACAAAGUCAGUCAGUGAGGAAAAUGAGUCUGAAAAAUCAGUUGCAUGUAAGAGCACAGAGAAACCAAAUGCAACAGUAGAAACAGAAAUAAAAAUAAACUGUGAUAACUCUAAAAUGGAUGAGACUCUUGGUGUGGAUACUCACUCCAGCUGUGAAUCAGGUCCUAAUGGAAACCAGAAUUAGGCUUUAUGUUAUGAACUGCAGUUAUCAGCCAUCCUCUAUAUGUUAUGUUAUAAAAUACAUUUGAAAACAUUUUAUUUUUUUUUUAUGUGGAUUUUUUUGAUUUUUUUUUUGACAAUCUGCACUCUGGAUCAUUUGUACCUCUGAAGUUUUAAUAAAUUUUAAGAGAAAUUUA